CGGCCAUGGAGCGGGUGAACGACGCAUCCUGCGGCCCGUCGGGCUGCUACACCUACCAGGUGAGCAGGCACAGCACGGAGAUGCUGCACAACCUGAACCAGCAGCGCAAGAACGGCGGGCGCUUCUGCGACGUGCUCCUGCGGGUGGGCGACGAGAGCUUCCCCGCGCACCGCGCCGUGCUGGCCGCCUGCAGCGAGUACUUCGAGUCGGUGUUCAGCGCCCAGCUGGGCGACGGCGGAGCGGCCGACGGGGGCGCCGCCGACGUGGGGGGCGCCGCGGCCGCCUCGGGCGGCGGGGCCGGGGGCAGCCGCGAGCUGGAGAUGCACACCAUCAGCUCCAAGGUGUUCGGGGACAUUCUAGACUUCGCCUACACUUCGCGCAUCGUGGUCCGCCUGGAGAGCUUCCCCGAGCUCAUGACGGCCGCCAAGUUCCUGCUGAUGAGGUCGGUCAUUGAGAUCUGCCAGGAAGUCAUCAAACAGUCCAACGUUCAGAUCCUGGUGCCCCCGGCCCGGGCUGACAUCAUGCUCUUCCGGCCCCCCGGAACCUCGGACUUGGGUUUCCCUUUGGACAUGACCAACGGGGCAGCCUUGGCAGCCAACAGCAAUGGCAUCGCGGGCAGCAUGCAGCCAGAGGAGGACGCAGCGCGGGCCGCCGGGGCGGCCAUCGCCAGCCAGGCCUCCCUGCCCGUGUUACCUGGAGUGGACCGCUUGCCCAUGGUGGCUGGACCCCUGUCCCCCCAGCUGCUGACUUCCCCUUUCCCCAAUGUGGCCUCCAGUGCGCCUCCCCUGACCAGUAAGAGAGGCCGUGGCCGCCCCAGGAAGGCCAACCUGCUGGACUCCAUGUUCGGGUCCCCCGGGGGCCUGCGGGAGGCUGGCAUCCUCCCCUGUGGCCUGUGUGGGAAGGUGUUCACCGAUGCCAACCGGCUCCGGCAGCACGAGGCCCAGCACGGGGUGACCAGCCUCCAGCUGGGCUACAUCGACCUGCCGCCCCCACGGCUGGGCGAGAACGGGCUCCCCAUCUCCGAGGACCCCGACGGCCCCCGAAAGAGGAGCCGGACCAGGAAGCAGGUGGCCUGUGAGAUCUGCGGCAAGAUCUUCCGCGACGUGUACCAUCUGAACCGACACAAGCUGUCGCACUCCGGGGAGAAGCCCUACUCGUGCCCUGUGUGCGGGCUGCGCUUCAAGAGGAAAGACCGCAUGUCCUACCAUGUGCGGUCCCACGACGGCUCCGUGGGCAAGCCGUACAUCUGCCAGAGCUGUGGGAAAGGCUUCUCCAGGCCUGAUCACUUGAACGGACACAUCAAGCAGGUGCACACUUCCGAGCGGCCUCACAAGUGUCAGACCUGCAAUGCAUCUUUUGCCACCCGAGACCGUCUGCGCUCCCACCUGGCCUGUCAUGAAGACAAGGUGCCCUGUCAGGUGUGUGGGAAGUACUUGCGGGCAGCAUACAUGGCAGACCACCUGAAGAAGCACAGUGAGGGGCCCAGCAACUUCUGCAGUAUCUGUAACCGAGGUUUCUCCUCUGCCUCCUACUUAAAGGUCCAUGUUAAAACCCACCACGGUGUUCCCCUUCCCCAGGUCUCCAGGCACCAGGAGCCCAUCCCGAAUGGGGGAGCAGCGUUCCACUGCGCCAGGACCUAUGGCAACAAAGGCCAGAAAUGCUCACAUCAGGAUCCGAUUGAGAGCUCCGACUCCUACGGCGAUCUCUCAGACGCCAGCGACUUGAAGACGCCCGAGAAGCAGAGCACCAAUGGCUCCUUCUCCUGUGACAUGGCCGUCCCUAAAACCAAAAUGGAGUCCGACGGGGAGAGGAAGUACCCUUGCCCCGAGUGUGGGAGCUUCUUCCGCUCCAAGUCCUACUUGAACAAACACAUCCAGAAGGUGCAUGUCCGGGCCCUCGGGGGCGCCCUGGGGGACCUGGGCCCUGCUCUCAGCUCACCCUUCUCUCCCCAGCAGAACAUGUCUCUCCUCGAGUCCUUUGGGUUUCAGAUUGUUCAGUCGGCGUUUGCGUCGUCUUUAGUUGAUCCCGAGGUCGACCAGCAGCCCAUGGGGCCUGAGGGAAAGUGAGACAGAUGCUGCGUCCCCAUGGAAAUGGCCACCGGGGACUACUGAGAAAUGCUGUGAAUGCGGAGGGAAGUGAUGUCUUUGGGUUCUGUAGCUGAGAGAUUUUUAUUCGGUUGUUUUUUUGUUUUGUUUUUGGUCUUUUUUUUUUUUUUAACUCCCCCCCUCUCCCCGACCCUUCUCCCACUCCCUAGCCCCACAGCAGUCUUUAGAGAUAGAUUCUCAUCGGCGACUCCGCAGCGCUAGCUGCAAGGUCCGUAUGGGACAAGGGCAGAAAACACUACAUAGAAUGCCAGGCCCAGUUUCUCACUUGGGGCGCAGCUGAGAUCCCCAGAGCACGGGUCUUAGCAGCCCCUAUUCCAACCCUUGCCGGAUGGUCUGGGACCUCAUUAACUUUGGUCUACCCCCACAUCUCUAAUCACUCACACACACAUACACAUACUCACACACACACACACACACACACAUGCUUUCAUCUCCCUCAAAAGAAAUCAUAGUAGGGUUUCUGCCAUCUCCACGAUACUGAUGUCCAACUGUUUUAAGGAAGCUGGAAGCCUACAGCAUCCUCUGGACCAUGGGGUCAGUGUCCUCUGGGAGCCCCUUGAGCUUUGCCCUUGACCCAGAGAGCCCCAGACCUUUCUGAGCCCUGCCUGAUGGCUAGCAUUUCACUCCUAGGACAAGCUCUGCUAUCGAGGACAUUCCCACCCCCCCACCCCCCGUUCCAGUUUGUCCUUGGUUUUAACCAUCCAACUUGCUGUUGGGUUUUAAUUCUCUAAUUAUUAUUAUUAUUGUUAUUAUUUUUUAGGACAAGUUGUAGUGAAUUGCUACUGAAAGCUAUCCCAGGUGAUACAGAGCUCUUUGUAAACCGCAGUCACAUGUUAGGGUUAGUAUUGAACUUUGUUUAGAUGUACCAUAAUUAACUUGGCUAGUUGAUUGUUUGAAGUCUAUGGAAGAAAUAGUUUUAUGCAAAAUUUUAAAAAUGCCAGUCUGGUCAGAAUUUGUAGGGGGUGUCAGUGCAGGCGGGAGCCGAGGAGGCGGGAUUGCUGGCUGGUGGGGACACUGUGUACCUCGGGGGGUGUCUGUCACACAUGAGCCAGUCCAGGCUGACCUCGUGCUGUGAGUUGAUCUGAUCAGACUGUAUUAAAAAUGUUAGUAUGGUAACUGCCUGCUCCCCGAGUCUGGUUUUUCAGGGGAUCUUUGGUGCCUCGAGGGCAGGCCAGGCUGUCUGUGCCCUGCACCUGGGAAUGGGAUGCUCAGAUCCCUGUACCAGUUUUCCUGGGAUUGGCAUCCCAUACGUGAUUCCUGAAUGCAA
Sorex araneus (European shrew) is the source of this 3372-nucleotide messenger RNA. RefSeq names its product POZ/BTB and AT hook containing zinc finger 1 (gene PATZ1). Gene Ontology annotation, cellular component: nucleus. Lineage: Eukaryota; Metazoa; Chordata; Mammalia; Eulipotyphla; Soricidae. Gene Ontology annotation, biological process: regulation of immune system process; negative regulation of transcription by RNA polymerase II; regulation of cytokine production. Bases 6 to 2066 code for a protein of 686 amino acids. The transcript is spliced from 5 exons. The record is from RefSeq and is a predicted model, not a curated record. Gene Ontology annotation, molecular function: DNA-binding transcription factor activity, RNA polymerase II-specific; protein binding; RNA polymerase II cis-regulatory region sequence-specific DNA binding.